This is a messenger RNA of Xiphophorus hellerii (green swordtail), 2028 nucleotides long. Its product is annotated as trace amine-associated receptor 8a-like. The record is from RefSeq and is a predicted model, not a curated record. Gene Ontology annotation, molecular function: trace-amine receptor activity. The coding region runs from base 90 to 1076 and encodes 328 amino acids. Gene Ontology annotation, cellular component: membrane. Gene Ontology annotation, biological process: G protein-coupled receptor signaling pathway. The transcript has 2 exons. Lineage: Eukaryota; Metazoa; Chordata; Actinopteri; Cyprinodontiformes; Poeciliidae.
UUAGAGAGAGAAAGAGAGAGAGAUGAUUUGUCUACUAGUUUCAUAUAUAGAUAAGACAGACUUCAGUAGCUUCUGUUCUUCUCUGUCUAAUGAUGAAAGACUCUGAAGAAGCUGAGCUUUGCUUUCCACAACAACUCAAUGCAUCAUGCAGCAAGACCAUGCUUCCUCCCUCAGUAUCGUUGUUGAUUUACAUUACUCUGUCAUUCAUCUCUUUACUCACUGUGACACUCAACCUUCUGGUCAUCAUCUCUAUCUCCCACUUUAAGAGGCUCCACAGCCCCACCAACAUCCUGCUGCUCUCUCUGGCUGUCUCAGACUGCCUGGUGGGAUUCCUCAUUUCAUUCCAGAUAGUGCUGAUAGAUGGCUGCUGGUAUCUUGGAGACAUCAUGUGUGCCCUCUAUGUUGUUUUGGACUAUGCCAUCACUGCUGCCUCAAUAGGAACCAUGGUGCUCAUUUCAGUUGAUCGUUACAUGGCCAUCUGUUACCCCCUGCAUUACUCCAGCAAAGUCACUACAGGACGAGUGAAGAUGUGUGUUUCACUGUGUUGGAUGAUUGCUUUUCUUUGUCACAGCCUGCUCCUGAAAGACAGCUUGCAAAAACCAGGCAGGUAUAAUUCCUGCUUUGGAGAGUGUGUAGUUGUCCUAGAUUAUGUUGGAGGAAUAGUUGAUCUUUUGAUAUCUUUUAUUGGUCCAGUUGCUGCCAUCCUCAUUCUGUAUGUGAGAGUGUUUGUAGUGGUUGUGUCUCAGGCUCGAGCCAUGCAGACUCACGUUGCAGCGGUCUCACUCCAGGGCUCAGUGAAAAUCACAGCUAAGAAAUCUGAAAUCAAGGCAGCUGUUAUCCUUGGUGUUGUCGUAGUUGUGUUUCUAAUAUGCACCUGCCCAUAUUUCUGUGUUAUUCUUAUGGCAGAAGAUGCUGCAGUCAAUGCUUCAUCUGUGACUUUUCUUCUGUUUUAUUUUAAUUCCACCCUGAACCCUCUGAUCUACGCCCUGUUUUACCCCUGGUUUAGGAAAUCAGUUAAAUUCAUUCUUACACUGCAGAUAUUGAAGUCUGACUCAUCUGACACUAUUGUGAUGUGAAGAAAUUAGCCUCUGAUCUAAAUAUGUAUUUUAUUGGAGGAAAAGAGAACAAUUAAAACGUCUAAGGUAUUGCUGUUGUCAUGUUUGAAGCUGGCACAACCUAAGCUUCUCUUUGGUCACUCAUUACUGGGAGAGGCAACAUUUUGCACUUUGGACCAACAUUAGGUAGAAGAUAUUCAUAUUGACUCAUUAUGUGUACAUUGUAUAUUUGGUAAUAAGCUUAGAUCGAAGAACAAUGUUUAAAUUGAAGAGCAGAGUGACUAAAUCUCAGGUCAUUUUAGUGCAAUCUGAUGUUAUUAGAUGGGUAUUUGAACAGUUAAUAAGCACAAAGUUAUUACAGUAUCUCUAGUUCAAGCCUAUAUAAAGAUUUGAUUUUUAAUAGAAAAAUACUCAUACAUAUAAAUUAUUUGUGUGAAAAAAUAUCCUAACAGAAGUGAGUACACCAAUAAGUGCACGAAAUUAUUUCAGGGUGAGCACCAGCUUUUUUGAUGAGAUUAACAGCACAGACUGUUCAAUGAAAGCAACAGAAUGACUUACAGAACAAAAGACAAGAGAUGUGAAGCGAAGACCAGUAGGAGGAGCCACUGACACUGACUGCUCUGCUCUGCUCUCUCAGUCGGUGUGACAGAUGGCUGCAUGUACUGAGUCAGGUUGGUUCUGCUGGAGAUUUCUUCCUGUGAAAGGGGAGUUUUUCCUCUCCACUGUCGCUACAUGCAUGCUUGGUAUGACGAAUUGCUGUAAAGUUAACAACACAAUGCAAGCGAUUGUUGCUACGGCCUCAUCCAGGAGGAGAGAAUGCUGCAAGUCAAUGAAUAAAUGCUCUGCUGGGUUUCCUUAGAUAGGAAUGUUUUAAACUAAUAUGAAUAAGCUUAACAUAUUCUUUAAUAACUAUGAUCAACUGGAAUGUAAAAUGACUUCUUUUGUAAAGUGUCUCAAGAUGAUACUUGUUGUG